AUUUGUGAAAAAAUCGAAAAAUUUUGUUCGAUAAAAUCAUUUGUCAGGAUCGUACCAGGGUAGAAAAGGGAUUGACUGACGACUCGUCUGACGACAAGGUUUUUGUAAAUAAUGAUUCUCAAAAGUGAUGACGAAACGUCGAAUCUCAUCGACAAGUACAAUUUGUAUGAAAAUAUAUUGAAAAAGAUGCUGCUCUUCGCAGGAGUUUGGCCCAGAAAAAAUUCAAGCGUUGUUUAUCGUUUUUUGAUGUGUGUCCAUGGAUUAGGAUCGUUUUUAAUGCUUUUUGCAAUUACUAAGUUUUGUCUCGAGCACAUUACGAAUCUUCAUUUGUUCUUGACUGGUCUCGGCCUAGGUCUCGGUUUCGUAACCAUCAUACAAAAAAUGAUAUGCUUGGCCAUAUAUCGCGACAAUUUGUUCGAGCUGCAUGGCACACUGGCAUACACAUUUGCAAAAGAUUACAACAAUGCAGAGAUGCAACCGAUAUUAAUGUCGCCACUUUUAUCAUUUUAUCGACCUUCCCAAAUAAUGAUGGGAAUAUCCUGGACGAUAAUGGCACUCUAUUGGAGCGUUCCUCUCGUUUUCAUACUAAUUCAGCUCGCAGAAGGAGAAAACUCAAUAAAAUACCUUCUCCCCUUUCCGACCUCGUUCCCCUGGCCGGUCACUGUCAACAAAUGGGUUUACGCAGGACUGUACAUUUUUGAGGUUUACGCCUCAACCUGCCUCGUCGUCUUUACCGUAGCCGUCGACUCUCUCUUCGGUUUUUUUAUUUUCCAAAUAUCCGGGCAACUUCGCACCUUGUCCCAUCGAAUUAGAAAUGUCGGCUCGGGGGCUAAUCAUCGAGAGGAAUUGAUCGAGUGCAUCUCCAGACAUCAAACUUUAACCCAGUGCCAAAGGAGCCUCGGACGCAUUUACGGACCGAUUGUUCUCUGGCUGUCCGUUGCGAGCGCAAUGGUUUUGUGCGCCCUCAUUUACCAAGCUGCUCACUUGAGUCCGAAAAAAGCGGUCAUCGUCGUGCUGUAUUUGUUCAUCAAAGGCAUUCAAACACUGUUCUAUGGUUGGUCCGGAACAACUUUAUCAAUUGAGAAUGACAAUUUCCGUGAGGCCGUAUACUCGAGUGACUGGGCAGGUUCGGGUGAAAAAACACUUAUGACGAAUAUUUUGAUGCUGCUCAUAUACAAUAAACCGUUCGUCCUGAAGGCGUGUUCAGUCACAACGAUAUCUGUAGAUUUAUUUAUAACCGUCUCCAAUACCGCUAUCUCGUAUUACUUCAUGCUGCGAACACUGGAGAAAGCACAAUAAAGUUUCGUUGGAGGUAUCAUCACACAAAUGCAUGGAGUAUCUUUUGGAAUGUUUGGUCGGAUUGGAAUGUACUGCAAAAUACUUUUGUCUACCGAGCUCCAGUGUUAUUGAGAAGUUCUAUAAAAUCGAAUUUUCUCCAAAUGGUGUUCAGAGCAGAUGGAAGCGUUGUCUGUUUUUCACGUUCUUAUAGCAAAGUAUGAAAAGUCGUUGGGGCAUCAUCGAAUUUGCGGGCUGAUUGGAUAUUUGAUCGUCACUGUAUCGAGACUGAAUUGGAAACUACAGUGCAUGCAAAAUUUCUGUGUUGAGCGAUGAAAAUUGAGU
Molecule: messenger RNA, 1620 nt
Organism: Venturia canescens
Lineage: Eukaryota; Metazoa; Arthropoda; Insecta; Hymenoptera; Ichneumonidae
Product: odorant receptor 13a-like
Exons: 6
Coding region: 112-1299 (395 amino acids)
Biological process (GO): detection of chemical stimulus involved in sensory perception of smell; sensory perception of smell
Cellular component (GO): plasma membrane
Molecular function (GO): olfactory receptor activity; odorant binding
Source: RefSeq, a predicted model, not a curated record